AUGGAGUUGGGUCUGGCAGCCAUGCUAUCCAUGUACACCAUCCUGGGAGUCGUGAUCCUUUCACUGGACUUCCUGUUUCUGCUCUUCACCAUCCAGAGGUCUCUCUACUUCUUUGGAAAGGGCAUGAGAAGGAAGCCUGAGAACAUAAGAGUCAGGCUGGUGUCCAGGGGCCAAAGUGAGGUUGAUCUUUACCUAAUAGACCAAAUGUCCUCCACAGAUAUCAUCUACCUUCCAGGGAACUUUGUGGUCACAAGGGAGCAUAUAGAGUUCUGUAAAUACCUGUCCAAAGCCCUUAGGUGCAAUACAGUCUCCAUGAUAUACCGUGGAAUAGCAGGAAAUCCGCAUGUGCCCUCGGAAAGGGGCAUAGUCGAGGAUGUGUCCACAGCCUCUGAAUGGCUGUCGAGGAGAAGCACCAGGAAAGUAGUGGUGGGAUUUUCCAUAGGUGCAGCCGUGGGUAUUCGCUUGGCAGGUAUGUGCCGUGUUGACGCCCUGGUUCUGGUGAAUCCGUUCAUAUCGCUAAGAGAGGUGGUCAGCAGCAUUCCGCUCGGGAGGGUGCUAAAGCAUCUUGUGGUGGAUGAGUGGAGCAACAUGAACGGUGUGAAGGACAUUGAUGUCCCUGUCUACUUUGUUGUCUCCUCUGACGAUGAAAUAGUCCCAGAAUCCCAUGCGGAUGCACUUAUCAAGAGGACAAGACACCCAAGGAAGAUUGUGAUUCGCAACGCAGAUCACAAUGAGCCCAUGAGAAACUUCAUGGUGCAUGUACUUCCGGUUGUAAGCGAAGCCCUGGUAGAUGGGCGCCAGCUGGAUGAUAAGGAAUGA
Messenger RNA from Encephalitozoon cuniculi GB-M1, 819 nucleotides. RefSeq lists its product as uncharacterized. The record is from RefSeq and is marked provisional. The transcript has a single exon. NCBI's taxonomy places the organism in Eukaryota, Fungi, Microsporidia, Unikaryonidae. The coding region runs from base 1 to 819 and encodes 272 amino acids.